Molecule: messenger RNA, 5718 nt
Organism: Heterostelium album PN500
Lineage: Eukaryota; Evosea; Eumycetozoa; Acytosteliales; Acytosteliaceae
Gene: rad54b
Product: SNF2-related domain-containing protein
Exons: 5
Coding region: 1-5718 (1905 amino acids)
Biological process (GO): double-strand break repair via homologous recombination; reciprocal meiotic recombination
Cellular component (GO): nucleus; endoplasmic reticulum
Molecular function (GO): protein disulfide isomerase activity; ATP binding; ATP-dependent chromatin remodeler activity
Source: RefSeq, a predicted model, not a curated record
AUGGAAAGUCCAAAUCAACAUUCACAACAACUUAAAAAAUCACCACAACUAAAGGUGGAAAUUCCACCAACGACCAUGAGCGACACCCUUCCAACCACCAAUAACAAUAGCAGUAGUAGUACAAACAAUGAAUGUUCAUCACCAACACUACCAACGCCAAUCGUUUUGGAUAUAAAUAGUAAAUUCUCACUCGACAAAGAUUAUCUAACAGAGAAGAUGAGUGAUAACCCACUAUCCAAGAUGCCUAAAAUCGAAUACUUUCAUCACUAUGAGCAACAAAAUGUAAAGUCUAAAGUAUUCCACCUCUUGAGAAACCCAUUUCCAUCGAUUGCAAUUGCGCUACUCAUUAUGUCUUUGAUUGUAGUGACACCACUCGGACAUAAAUCAAACAGACUGGCACUCAGUGAUCUAACCUACCUCCUUAUAUAUAUUCCAUUUGUGGCCAUCUUUUGUUUUGCAGUAUUUUUCAGUCUUACCUAUACAUUUUUCAAUAUUUCACGUAUUCCUGAGCGUCUUUCUCUGAUUCUAUUUCUCUAUUUGGGUGUUUGGAUUUCCUUCCAAAUCGCCGCACACGUUGCACUCAAAGCAAGUGGAUAUCUCCUGCCGUUUGGCUGGAUCAUCAUUGCAUUUGGUCUGGGUGUACCAUUGAUCUAUGCACUCCUCUGGAUAUCGCUACCCAAGAGAUUUAAAGAGAAACAACCAAACAAAGACUCUGAGUUUUCAGCGGAAUCCAAAGAGGAAAUCCCAAUGCGCAUCAUUUCACAACAGAACGAACCAUACUCCUAUUCUAAUAUUUCCACACCAAACUCGGUCACAACACCAACUACCACUCGUACCCAAUCCGAAUUCACAAUGGGGGUACUCCCAAUUCCAAUGCCAACUACACCGUCCUCUGAUAUCUCUGAAAUCAGUACAGACUCAUCGAAUGAAUCGUUCCCCAACUUCUCAACUACGGACAUCAACAACAUUAGUUUGGAGUCAAUGGAAGGUUUCAACAAUAACACCACCGCCGCCGCCAACAACAACUGUAAUAUUACUUUAGAUUCGAAUGGCCAACCACAAGCUCAAACCACAAACACCAACGCCAACCAAGAAAACAAUAACAAAACAAAAGUAGAAUCCAAAUCGAAACCAAGCUUCCUCUUUAAAUUCUGGAUUGUUGCGUCGACACUCUCUCUCGGACCAUUCGGAUAUGUAUUCUUCCACCUUUUCUUGUUGGCUUUCUAUUCCGUGACAUCCAAUCUUGCACAGUCAUUCUUGAUUGUGGCAUUCCAAAUGUUGGUGUUGGUGUACAAGCUGAUUUUCCGUCUCUCUUUUCACCGUAUGCGUGCCUACCUUCCAGAGAUCCCAUUGAGAGUGUUCCAAGACGGACGUGUUCUCUUCUUGUUCUGGCUGGAACUGAGCUCGCAUUGCUUCUUCUCCAUGGUAUUCCCACAUGUAUCGAGUUGGUACAUGAUCGUACUCUACAUUUUGAUCGAGGCGGUCACUCUUGCCGCUCAGAUCAUGUUUGACACGGUGGUAGUGCGUUCUUUCUUUAUCCGGUUAUUCGAAGAGACCUACGAGUUCAUCUUUGUGCGCAAGUACAGCGGCACACUGGUGUAUCGCGUGCUCGGUAUCUCUGGCGAUCUGGACCGAACCGUCUCGUUGGAACUCUUCUUUUUCAAUUGUUUGGCACGUGCACUUGCAGGUCUUGCCUACAUCGUUUUCACAUUGGUCAUCUACUUCGGACCAAACCACAAGUCAAACUUCUUGGAAAAACAAACUUCAACUUUUGUGCAUUUUCAAACAAAAAACGAAACUAAACAAAGUCACUCAUCUUUUAAAACAUUACAUAUAAAGAUGAAGAAAUUUGUUACACCUUUUAAAUCACCUGCAUUAACAACUAAUGAAUCUGUAAAAUCAUCUGAAAAGAAGAGUGUUGGAAUUAGUAGUAGUAGUAGUUCAACGACUAGCGGUGGUUUAAAAUCAACUAAAAGUACUGUUUUGAAGAAAAAGAGUAGCGCACCUGUAGAUACAAAAACUACUGUGGGAAUCAAUGCUGUAAAUAGUGGAAGUCAAGAUGAAUUGUAUUUCAAAGUGAUGUGGUGUAAUAUGACUUCAAAGAAACACAAGACAUAUAUGGAUGGUGUCAUCGUUUGUAAGAAAUCAUGUUUACUCAUGGAUUGUGAAACCAAGAAGGAAAUAGGUAGAUCUUCAACUUUGAAGGUCUCUGAUCUUGUCGAAGGUUUCAAAUCAUCAAUGAGUUCAAAAGAGUUUGAAGUUGUUGAACAAAUUGAUGGUGCAGCAUAUUCAGAGUUAUUUGGUAUAUCUUCUUCUUCAACUUCGACAACAACGACAACGAUAAUAACCAAUGAAAGUAAUGAAAACUCUACAACUAUUGGAAGUGGAUUCAAAGUUAAAGAAUUUAAAAGUCAUCAAAAUAGUAAUGCUACUCUGGUAAAUAGUACAAAGAAUGCGUUACAACCUAGACACGAUCCAAAUGUUCCGGAUGCUCUGGUGUUGUACACACCACCUGCUAGUGGUUUGGAUGAGAAUGGUCAGCGUGUUACAUAUGUGGUGGUCGAUCCUUUCAUUUCGAAACACUUGCGUCCUCAUCAACGUAGAGGUGUUCAAUUCCUCUAUGACUGUGUCACUGGCCAACGCCACCAGUUUGGCAAUGGUUGCAUUCUUGCCGACCAAAUGGGACUUGGCAAGACAGUGAUGACACUGACAACACUCUGGACACUCUUGAAACAAAGUCCAACUGGACAACCGACUUGCAAGAAGGCAAUCAUUGUAACACCGGCUGGGCUGGUCGGCAAUUGGAAGAGGGAAAUCAAGCGGUGGUUUGGCGCGGAGCGUCUGAAGCCGUUCACUCUAAACGACUCUGUCUCGAAGAAUACGAAACAGAUGCUCGAAGACUUUAAUACAUCCACUGUCAAUCCGGUGUUGAUUAUCUCGUACGACCAAUGUCGUAUAUUCUCAUCGAUUCUCUGCACCAUGAGUUGUGGAGUGUUGGUAUGCGACGAAGGACACCGUCUCAAGAACAUGGAAUCACAAACCACUCAAUCGAUAGCAUCGAUCAAAACGAAAGCAAAGAUCAUUCUCUCUGGAACACCAAUACAGAACGAUCUCAUUGAAUUCUACUCUAUGGUAGACUUUUGCAAUCCUGGAUCACUCGGUACACUCUCGCAAUUCAAAAAAGACUAUGCCAAUCCAAUCAUCAGAGGUCGUGAAGACUCGACCAAAGAAGGAAUAGCAAAAGCGAUGCAACUCUCAAAGAUAACCUCAUCAUUCAUUCUCAGAAGAAAAUCAAAUGUAUUAGAAGAAUAUUUACCAACUAAAACAAUACAUGUUGUAUUUUGUAGAUUAUCCGAAUUCCAAAAGAAAUUGUAUAGAGCUGUAUUGGAUAACAAUGGUGUUGAUUCAAUUAUAGCUGGAAAGCAAAAUGCUUUGACGACUAUGACUACUUUGAAACAACUUUGUAAUUAUCCUUCUUUGAUUAAAUCCGAUGAUUACUCAAAAUACUUUACAGAUAGUAACGAUACAACAACUCCCACCGACUUUGAUGCUUCUCAAUCUGGAAAGAUGGAAUUUGUCGAACAACUUUUGAUUACUCUAAAGUCACUUGGAGAUAGAGCUGUUUUGGUAUCAAACUACACUCAAACACUCGAUGUCUUUGAACUUCUCUUAAAGAAACUAUCGAUUCAAUCCUAUAGAAUCGAUGGACAAGUCAAAGCAACUGAACGACAGGACAGAGUCGACAAGUUCAACGAUCCAUCGAAUAAGACGCACACUGUAUUCCUCUUGUCUUCAAAGGCUGGUGGUGUUGGACUGAAUCUUAUCGGUGCCAAUCAUAUUGUUCUCUACGAUCCCGACUGGAAUCCCGCUAUCGAUAUUCAAGCGAUGGAGAGAGUCUGGAGAGAAGGCCAAACCAAGCCAGUAUCGAUCUACCGACUACUGACCGCCGGAACCAUCGAGGAGAAGAUCCAUCAACGCCAAAUCAUCAAGGAAUCGCUCUCGAAUAGUGUCGUCGACAAGAGUCACUACGAGAAAUCAACGUUCACCAACGAAGAACUUAAAGACAUAUUCUCACUCAAUGACACCACUCAAUGCGAAACUCAUGAUCUAUUGACAUGUAAAUGUGGAAUCGUCAGUGGUUCCACGACAAAGUUGAAUGGAUCGUCUUUAGUGGCAUCCAAAGAAAAGAAAGAACAACUUCAACAGAUAUCACACAGCGAUACUUGGGAGCACUAUAAUGCUACCAACAAACUAAAGACACCUGUAUGGGGCAGCAACAAUGGUAAUUUUAAAACGGUUUGUUUCUUGUUCAGAUCGAAACCAAAAGAAUCAAACUCGACAGGCAUCGAUGAAAAUAUUUCAUUUUUGGAGGUGAAUAAUAGUAGUACUGUAAAAGAUGGAGAUGAUGAUGAUGAAGCUAGUGACAACGAAAAGAAGAUGACACACUCUAAAAAGAAAUCAAAGAAAACAACAAUUUCAAAAACCAAACCCGAUGAUGAUUCCGAUGAAGAAAACUAUCUCGAUGAGAACAAAGAAGAAGAAGAAGAGCAAUAUAUUGUAAACAAAGGAAAAAAGAGAAUAGUUUCAAAAGUUUCAAAAUCAAGUAAUAUUAAUUUCGAAGACGAUUUAGAUAGUUUAGAGAUAAUGAAAUUUUUAGUUAUUUCAGCAUUGAUUGCCUUGUGUGUAGCCUUUGUUGCUGCCGAUGGUAAUGUAGUUGUUUUGUCACCAGACAACUUUGAUACAGUUGUCGAUGGUACCAAGACUGUUUUUGUAAAGUUCUAUGCCCCAUGGUGUGGUCACUGUAAGAAGUUGGCACCAGACUACGAAGUUAUUGCCGAUACCUUCGCCGGUAGCAAGCAAGUCGUCAUUGCCAAGUUGGACUGUGAUGUCCACAAGGAACUCUGUGGUAAAUACGAUGUCUCUGGAUACCCAACCUUGAAGGUCUUUGCCAAGUCAAAGGAAGCCAAGGACUACAAUGGAAUGAGAUCGAUCGAAGAGAUUGUCACCUUCGUCAACAACGCCGCCGGUACCAACGUCAGAGUCAAGAAGGCUCCAUCGAACGUCAUCGACUUGACCCCAGAAAACUUUGAUGCCGAAGUCUUGAACAAGGACAAGGAUGUUUUGGUUGAAUUCUACGCUCCAUGGUGUGGACACUGCAAGAAGUUGGCCCCAGACUACGAAAUCCUCGCCAACACCUACGCCGGUGACAAGCACGUCGGUAUCGCCAAGGUUGACUGUGACUCCCACAAGGAGCUCUGCAGCAAGUACGACAUCAAGGGAUUCCCAACCUUGAAGUGGUUCCCCAAGGAUAACAAGGAAGGUGAGAAGUACGAACAAGGUCGUGAACUCGAGACCUUCAUUACUUUCAUCAACAAGAAUGCCGGUACUCACCGUGUCAAGGGUGGUAGAUUACUCCCAUCCGCCGGUCGUGUUGAACAACUCGACGCCUUGGCUGCCAAAUUCGUCGAUGCCACCGAGAAGGCCCGUACCGAAAUCUUGGCCGAAGCCAACAAGGUUGUCUCUUCCCUCGCUGAGAGCUUGAAGCCAGACGGAAAGAUCUACGUCAAGAUCAUGGAAGCCAUCCAAAAGACCAAGGACUACGUCAGCAACGAAAUCAACCGUGUCACCAAGUUGACCCAAGGUCAAAUCAAGGUUGAAAAGUCAGAUCAAUUCUUCAAGAAGCUUAACGUCCUCGAGCAAUUCGCCAAGAAGAACUAA